Molecule: messenger RNA, 3193 nt
Organism: Stegostoma tigrinum
Lineage: Eukaryota; Metazoa; Chordata; Chondrichthyes; Orectolobiformes; Stegostomatidae
Product: probable G-protein coupled receptor 139
Exons: 3
Coding region: 300-1361 (353 amino acids)
Biological process (GO): G protein-coupled receptor signaling pathway
Cellular component (GO): membrane
Molecular function (GO): G protein-coupled receptor activity
Source: RefSeq, a predicted model, not a curated record
ACCCACCUUCCGGAUCUGCCAGGAUGGGAGCUCAGGCUGGGAUGUGUCCUUCGAUCGCCUUGUGACUGGAGAGAGAGGCUGAGCGAGCGGGGGAGGGAGGGAGGCGCAACGACUAGUCCAGGGACCUGUCACUUCGACACAAGCAGGGAGAGAGAGGGACAGAGAGGGGAUAGGAGACAACGAAGGGACUCAAUGAUCCUCUCCCGGAAAGCCUCAACCAGCAUCAACUCAGGAACAGGAACAAAACAGAAGAAUGAGCUGCACCUUCUAACUGCCCUCCAGAAAACGACCUGCUGGACAUGGCUCCCACAUUCAGCAGUGCCUUUGUCACUAUACAGAAAAUCUACUACCCAUCACUCUGUGUGGUUGGGAUCCCAGCCAAUCUUUUGACAGUGUAUACCAUCCACUACAGGAAGUGUGGCAUGUCGAAGGUUGCAAGACUCUAUCUGAUUUCCCUGGCUAUUGUAGACUCAAUGUGCUUGUUCUGGGGAGGAAUUGUGGACCUGAGCUUGACUUGGCUGGACCCUAACCCUUUCUGGCACCAUUCCCCAUGGUGCGGGCUGGUCACAGUCAUGGAGUACGGCUCCAUAUUCAGCUCCAUUUGGAUUGUCAUUGUCUUUACUUUGGAGCGUUACUUGGUGCUAAAGAGCACUCAAGCCAGGCAGCAGUGCUUCCAGACUAAAGUGACCAUUCAGAUCAUCCUGAGCGUCAUUCUAGUCUCACAUCUGAUUGCGCUCCCUACCUAUUGGAUCAACAAUUCAGAGUUACAGAAUGUCACCCUGUACAACCAGACCUUUCUGCUGCCCAUCUGCACUUACAAUGAUAGCUUCUUCUCCACCGUGGUGGUAUGGUUCCAUACGCUCAUCUCGGGUGGCAUCCCCUACAUCCUCCUCAUCUUCUUCAACUGUCUGAUUGGCCAGCAGCUCUACAGGGCGAGCAGGAUGUUCACCCGGGAGCAGCUCAAAUCAUUAAACGGGGUGACCACUCGCAAACUGAUGAAGAAGUCCAUCCUGAUCCUCUUCACCAUCUCCUUCACUUUUGUGCUCCUGUCGCUCCCUCGCUUUGUCACCUACUGCGUCCUGAGGACAGCCUACAACACGCCAAAGCACAACAGAGAUGACUACGGCCAGCUCAUCAAUGUGUUUGCGGAUAUCGCUAUCAUGCUGCAGUGGUUAAAUUCUGCCGUCAACUUCCUCCUCUACUGUGCUGUCAGUAAACAAUUUCGCUCAGAGUUCUUCCUCGUGCUGACCUGCCGGUGUAGGAAUGUGAGGAUCCCUGCUUCACAGACACCCUUGAAAGUUUAUAGUCUUCAAGGAGCUUGGACUAAAGCUUCAUUGACAAUAUUUGCCCAGCAUCAUUAAUCCAUCAUCAGCUCCACACACCACAUUGUGCUUCUGUUCUUAUCUCAAAAGACCCUCUCAGGAAAGGAAACAGUGAUCAUAAUAUAGUUGAAUUUCACACAAAUUUUGGACCUGACUUAUUUCAGUCCCAAGCAAAACUGUUAAAUAACUUUCAUAGGGCAGUAUGAGAAUGGAGCCUUGUUGUGUCAAAAGACUAAAACAUACUGCAGUAAAUACACUGUAGGAAAUUUUUAAAGAAACUGUUCAAAAUGUUCAACACAAACACAUGCCAUUAAACAGCACAAACUGAACACGAGCAACCUAUCAGUGACUUACCAAGGAGGUAGUAUUAGGUGAUAGGAAGAUGAUAUUAGAUUAAAAGAAGAUAAUUAUAAUAUGCAAAGAAUACUAGUAAACUUGCAGAUUGGGAGUGCUUAAGAAAGGUCAACCUAAAAAGUUAAUGAAAAGAGGCAGAAAAAUGAGUUAAUUAGCUGGGAACACAAAAACUGACAGUAAGACCUUUUACAAAUCUACAAAAGGAGCAGAGUAGCUAAAGUAAACAUUAGUCUCUCGGAGAUGGCGCAGGAAUUCUGGAAUUAAAAUGUUGACCCAUGCAGACAAAUUGAAUAGAUGAGGCUCAUAUUCUCUGGAUUUUUUUUUGUUCAUUCGUGAGAUGUAGGCAUUGCUGGAUAGACCAACAUUUCUUGCCCCUACUUAGUUGCCCUUGAAAAGGCAGUGGUAAAAUGCCUUCUUGAACCACUGCAUUCAUGUUUUGCAGGGAGACCCACAAAGCUGUUAGGAAGGGAGCUUAAUGAUUUUGACUCUAUGACAGUGAAGGAACGGCGAUAUAUUUCCAAGUCAGGAUGGUGAGAGGUGAGAAAUUUGCAGUUGGUGGUACUCCCACUUAAGUGCUGCCCUUGUACUUCCAGAUGGAAGUGGUCGUGGGUUUGGAAGGCACCAUCCAAGAAAUCUUGGUGAAUUUCUGCAGCGCAUCGUGUGGACUGUACCCACAGCUGCUACUGAAUGGAGAGCAUGAGAGUUCGUGGACGCAGUGGUAAUCAAGUGGGCUGCUUUGUCCUGGACAGUGUCAAACAUCUUGAGUGCUGUUGGGGUUGCACUCAUCCAAGCAAGGCUUAAAAGAAUGAGACUUGAUUCAUUAAAACAGACGAGGUCCAGAAUGGUCUGGGCAUGGUAGAUGCUGAAGGGUUAUUUCCUUUGGCUGUGGAGUAGGAAACACAGGGGCUAAGCCUCAGGAUAAGAUGCUCAAUCAUUAGAACAGAGAGGAGGAGAAAUACCCUCACACGGAGGCCUGCGAAUUUUUGAAAUUAUCUGUCCCAGACAGUUAUGGAUUUGCUUCAUCGAUUGUAUCUGAGACUGAAUUAGUCAGAUUUUUGAAAUCUGAAGGAAUCAAGGAAUUUGGGGGGUGAGCAGGAAAAGUGGAAUUGAUAUGUGAGGUCAUAUUGAAAGGUAGAGCAUAAUGGACGCGCUAUGGGCACUGCUGCUCAUGUUUCUGAUGUUACAGGGACAUGUUUGAGACCAGCUUGAGGUUUCUGUAGAUAAGGAAAGAGGGUAGAAAGUACGCGGACGGGUGUUAGAGUCCAGUCUUUCAAGUUGGACAUAUCUUUAACAGCAGAAAUUCCAGAUUUCACAAGAUCUCAGUGCCCAACCGUAACUAGGGCAGUGUGCCUGUCAGUAACAGGAUGCAUUGCUGAUCAGUCUGCGUGUCUGUAAGGCUGUACACCUGUAAUUGCUUUUGCUGCCUUUGUAUUUAAAUUAAUGUAGAUAAUUGCACUAAAUGCUUUCUUCUGCUCUGUGACUGAGCACACAACACCUUUUAUUGUAUUGUAAGAUCU